This is a messenger RNA of Contarinia nasturtii (swede midge), 1417 nucleotides long. RefSeq lists its product as uncharacterized. The record is from RefSeq and is a predicted model, not a curated record. NCBI's taxonomy places the organism in Eukaryota, Metazoa, Arthropoda, Insecta, Diptera, Cecidomyiidae. Gene Ontology annotation, cellular component: cytoplasmic microtubule. The transcript has 7 exons. Bases 247 to 1236 code for a protein of 329 amino acids.
UUUUACUCCUUUUCGUAUACAUGACAUAUAAACAGGACUUGAGAUGCGUGCAUGCCUGAGUUGUUUAUAUGUUUGUUUGUCGAUCAAAUAACAGAAACAUAUAACUCGUAACUGAAUGUGAAAUUUAAUCAAAUAAACGAUGAGUCUAUUUUUGGAGGAUUUUCAAUAAAUUACAUCAAAUUACUGAGUAUUACAAGGAAAUUUAAUUUUAUACUGAAUGGAAAUUCAUAUUUAUAGAAUAGAAAAAUGCAAUCAUUAAGAGGAAUAUUUCCCAGGCCCAAAGAACCACCAAAACGUGAUUUUAUUAAGGAAAAUGUGAAAAAUUUAAAAUUAAUGCAACGACGCAAUCAUAAUCCUAAUCAAGUAAGCGAUACAGGUGAUUUCGAGAAAAAACAGCGAAAAAUUCGAUCAACGUCACACAGUCGACUUCGUUUAUCGUCAUCAAAUUCGGUCAAGAAUAUUGCUGCAUUAAGCAAAAGCAUUGAAAAUAUUUCGAAUCAUGGUGAAAAAAUCCGUCCGCUUAGUGUUCAAAGUCGUGAUGCAUACAGCCAAACGGAAUCGGUUGACGAUGAACUUUUUCUAAAAGAUGUUAUCAUCAGAUUACCAUCGGCAUCGAUUAGCAAAAAUAAAACCAACAAAAGCGAAAUUACAUCUGAAUAUGAAUGUACGCGCCAGCAUGUAGACAGUGAAGAUCAAGGAGACCAUGUUGAAAAGUAUCAGGAAAAUGUUGACGGUGGUGAAACGGAAGAGGUGCUAAUCCAAUUUGAUGAACAGAAUAAGACAAAAAAUUCGGCAGCACGGGAAACGCUUGCUACAGAAAUUGAUAGACCCAUUCAUCAAUUUAGUACUCGAUGUGAACACAGUCUGCAGAUAUGUGCAAAUGAUAACAGCAAACCAGUUGUACCCUCAUAUUCAGCCUAUCGCAAAGGUGAAAUUCCCAAGUAUUUGAAAGAGAUGAAAUUUCGAGAAGAAGAACGAAGUCGUCUCAUGUCUCUAGUUGACGUAAAUUGUCCGCCAGGACAUACUGUUCUAACCGAAUCUGAACGCCUCGAAUCAUUGAAUAUUGCUCAAAAAAAAUACCAGGACCUGAUUGAUGAAUUAAACCAUAUGUCAUUGACAUCAAAAACAUUGCGAAUACGAAAUCGACAAAUUGAAAUUGAAAAAGAGCUGAGGCAACUAGACAAUUCCAUACAAAUAUUUUCACGAUCAAAAGUCUAUGUGAAAAUCGAAGAUUGAUGUUCGUGCCUUCGUUAAUUGAACUAUUCGAGAGACAAGAGAGUAUUACACUUUUAUGUAUACGUUGAAGAACACAUUGAAAAAAACAAAACAAAAACAAGUGCACUUAUUUAUAUGUAAAUAUAUCUUUGAUUGAUUGUAAUUUAAAGAUUUCAGACAAAAAUCUUCAUUUUAAAAAUAA